AUGUGUUAUGAUCUAAGUGAACCAGAUGUUAAUGAAGAACAAUGUUCAGGUCUAUAUUAUUCGGAUGAUACUCUUAAACAACUUGAUGGAUAUGCAUAUGCAGAAAAUUGUCGGGAAGUAAAUAAUACACCAAAACGAUGUAAUGUCGACUGUGGUCUUGGUCAAGAGUGUCAAGUGAUCGAUGGCGAAGAAAUGUGUGUAUGUAGUGAAGAAUCAUGUUUUUCAACUGAUUCUUCAUCAUCAAAAUAUAAUCAACAACCAUUAUGUGCAUCGAAUAAUAUGACAUUCAGUUCUCAGUGUUUAAUGGAAGCUUGGAAAUGUAUGAAACAACAAUCUGGAUUGUAUAAAAAAUAUGAUGGAGAAUGUCAAAAGGAUUGUCGAAAUGUAAAAUGUCCACGUGAAACAGUUUGCUUAUUAGUUAAAAAUACUGGUGAACCUUUCUGUUAUCCAAAAAAACAUUGUAAUCCAACGAACGAUCCUGAACCAGUUUGUGGUACUAAUGGUAUUACUUAUGACAAUAUAUGUUCGAUGCGUCUUAGUCCAGAUGCUGAAGGUCGAACGCCUGAAUUGGCUCAUAAAGGUCCUUGUGAGAGUAAAUGUCGAGCAAAUUUAUGUCAAUCAAAUGAACGUUGUGUAUAUUCUCUUCAAUCUCUCCCGGUUUGCAUUCGUUGUCAAUAUCCUCCACGAUUUUUUGCUCAUAGUGGUGAAUGCAGUCAGAAUAUUCAAACAUGUGGUGAUGAUGGACAUUUAUAUAAAAAUUAUUGUGCUUUAUUACGUGGACAAUGUGAAAAAAAUCGUUAUAUUCAUAUAAUUGAUUAUAAUACAUGUCCAAACAAUAUGAACACGAUGCGUAAGAUAUUUUUUCGAAAUAAAAUCAAUUAUAUAAAUCGAUUUCCAAACUUCAGAAUGAAAUGA
Messenger RNA from Adineta steineri, 915 nucleotides. Lineage: Eukaryota; Metazoa; Rotifera; Eurotatoria; Adinetida; Adinetidae. The record is from the annotation of a GenBank genome assembly.